Spodoptera exigua (beet armyworm) is the source of this 1374-nucleotide messenger RNA. The record is from the annotation of a GenBank genome assembly. NCBI's taxonomy places the organism in Eukaryota, Metazoa, Arthropoda, Insecta, Lepidoptera, Noctuidae.
GGAAAACGUGCGCUCGGAUCGUUUGUACUAGUAGGUGCGGUUACGUUACCGCUACGUCUACCUACGCUUUGUCUUAUCGUGCCCACACUACACCACUGAGAAUCUGUGUUUUAUCGAUUUCAUGUGCAAAAAAUUCCAUCUGCUGGUCAUCUCGUGAACAAAGGUUGAUUUUAUUAUUGUGUUAUUGGUUACUCAUGCAAAUUGAAAACAAGUGUCAUUGGACAAGAUCAGUCAUCCAUUUAGUGCAAGUGUGUUCAAUAUAAAACGAGAUAGUAUCAUUCAAUCAUUUGUGAACCAACUAUAGUUGCAUAAGACUGAAGAAAUCGGAGAAGUGCUACGCAGAGUAUUGCCUAGUGCAGGUGGAGAUCACUUUGCAAUUCGUGGUUGGCACCAACGUUAAGUCACCGGAAGAGCCAAUGUUAUUUUAAGACAUAUUCACAUCCCUUGAGGGAGACCAGCAAUGGUGGACUACUAUCGGGUACUCGGUGUAACUCGAGCCGCUUCAGAGGCAGAAAUAAAAAAAGCUUACAGAAAACUAGCAUUGAAAUGGCAUCCAGACAAGAAUCCAGAUAAUGCAGAUGAAUCGAACAGACGUUUCAAGGAAAUAUCUGAAGCCUACGAAGUUCUGUCUGAUGCAAACAAGCGGAAAGUAUAUGAUGCACGGGGAUCCAGUCAUCACGCGCACAGAUAUCAAAGCAAGAAUGGAGUCAAUGGGCAUCGCCACUUUAACUUCAGAGGGUUUUUCGGAGAAACGCCAUUCCACCGCUUUUUUGAAAGGAAACGGCGAGUAUAUGAUCAGUAUGGCAAAGAAGGGCUGAACAACGGCAGAGGCAGGCGUUCAGCUCCUGACGACGAUUACGACUUCGGCUACCCUAGCUUCCCGUUCACAUUCCGUGACCCCGAAGAGGUUUUCAGAGAAUUCUUCGGCGGGUCUCCAUUCGGCGAUUUAUUUCCUGAAAUCAACGGUCAUGGACACGGUCACCACAGGCACGGUCGUCGAAGCCACCCCAGCACUUCCCUCACUUCAUCCCUGUUCAGUCCGUUCGGGUUCGGCAUGCAAGGCCUCGAUGAUAUAUUUGCACAUGCCGCAUCGAAUGGGAACACGUUCACUUCAUUCUCUACAUUCAAUAGUUCAUUAGCGGGACCCGGCAGCGCUAACAUGAGGAGUACUACCACCACGACGCGCAUUGUUAACGGGAAGAAAAUCACGACUAAAAAGGUGACAGAAAACGGUCGGGAGACAGUAAUGUCGUACGAGAACGGGGUCCUGAAAUCAAAGACUGUUAAUGGCGUACCUCAAUCAUUAACAUAUAGUUAAACUAAUUUGAUAGCUUAUAACCAAACUUGAUCCAAAUGUACUCAACAUGUUACGCG